AUGGCCGAACAUCAAUACAAGUUCAAUGUCUCCAUGAGCUGUGGCGGGUGCUCUGGCGCUGUUGAGCGUGUCCUGAAGAAGCUUGAUGGCGUCAAAUCCUACGACGUGAGCCUCGAAUCGCAAACCGCUACCGUCAUCGCCGAGGACUCCUUGGGCUACGAAAAGGUCCUUGAGACUAUCAAGAAGACUGGCAAAACUGUAAACAGCGGAGAGGCCGAUGGCACCGUCCAGGCUGUUUAA
Molecule: messenger RNA, 240 nt
Organism: Talaromyces atroroseus
Lineage: Eukaryota; Fungi; Ascomycota; Eurotiomycetes; Eurotiales; Trichocomaceae
Product: Metal homeostasis factor ATX1
Exons: 2
Coding region: 1-240 (79 amino acids)
Biological process (GO): copper ion transport
Cellular component (GO): cytosol
Molecular function (GO): metal ion binding; copper chaperone activity
Source: RefSeq, a predicted model, not a curated record